Molecule: messenger RNA, 381 nt
Organism: Iphiclides podalirius (scarce swallowtail)
Lineage: Eukaryota; Metazoa; Arthropoda; Insecta; Lepidoptera; Papilionidae
Source: the annotation of a GenBank genome assembly
AUGGAUACACAUGCGAGCCGCGCGCCGAGCGGCUUGAGCCUCGGACCGAACGGCUUGCAGUGUGGGAAACGUAUCCACGAGGGCCGGGCGGCUACAUCAAAGACACCUUCACCCGACUCUAUCCUUAUCUGCGCGGCGCCGAGUUUGGAAAUUAGCGCGGCUCCUUUUUCUCGGGGACUCAGCGGCGCCCAAGGACGCCGCGUGCGCACCCGUCCGGCCGUUCGCGCCCUCGUGAAAGGGUCGCGCGAACUUUCAUGCGGCCAAGUCCGCCGCGCUACGUUGCGACGGAUAAAAGUGACGCUAAUACGGCUAAUGACGAUGUUUUAUUCAGACGCGGAGCGCGGUGCAAUCGGGCCGUCGGCGGGCGCUAAUGCGGAGGGA